AUGAGUAUAGACUCUCACCCAUUUAAAGAGGCAAAGGUCCACAUUAAAUAUUUAGUUCAAACGGACUUUAACAAAAGGAUUUAUCAGGGGGUCCGAGUGAAACACACUGUCAAAGACCUUCUAGCAGAGAAAAGAUCCAGACAGACCCCAGGAUCACGAUUAAAUAGCAGCACCAACGGUUCCCCGACUCCGUUUGUCCAGAUGUCUAGCUCUCCUGCAUUAUCUGGAUUUUAUGGUGUUAGGAGGACGUUCCUGCCAGAUGGGGAAUUUCAUUCAACAAAAUCAUAUUCAAAUGACCUUUAUUCUUCAUCCCUGGGGUCAAAGUCACUUGCAUGUGAUCCAACGUCUCUCCAGGGCUACCCACCUCUACUGGACUCAUAUUUUACUGAACCUCUUGGGGACUUCCGAGGGGCAUCUCUAACAUCUGGCAGUGGUUCAUUGUUUAGUGCCUCAGCACUUCCACCUCUUUUACCGCACUUAUCUGGUGAUCCGUCACACUAUCUGUUGAGAGAAUCAUGGGAGCAGACAGUGCCUGAUGGAAUUACCCAGCUAGAUGCCCUGUGUGCUGACACCUCACAAGCCGUUUCUUCAUCCACAAAUUGUCUCUCACCAGAAUCAGGAGGAACUCACUACAGAAGCUCAAGUAGAGGGUCCUCUCAUGGAACUCAACCCUACUCUUUUCAUGCUCUUGAUGAUGCACAUUACUCUGCUAGCUUUCCUUCAGCCUCCUCAUAUGCCUUCUCCCCUUUCAUGACUGUUGCCAAUGAUUUGACCCCUAAAAUGGUUCAUCAUCUGCCUUCAGAGGACUCUACAGACACAAGUUCUAUUCAAGACAAUUCUACUUGGCCAAAGGAUGAUGUGACUACAGUAUGGGGACCCUAUGAACUGAGAAGGAGUUAUUGA
This is a messenger RNA of Bombina bombina (fire-bellied toad), 903 nucleotides long. It is a transcript of the gene POU2AF2, whose product is annotated as POU class 2 homeobox associating factor 2. Gene Ontology annotation, molecular function: POU domain binding; DNA binding. Bases 1 to 903 code for a protein of 300 amino acids. Lineage: Eukaryota; Metazoa; Chordata; Amphibia; Anura; Bombinatoridae. The record is from RefSeq and is a predicted model, not a curated record. The transcript is spliced from 5 exons.